AUAGAAAUUUCAUGGCUUGCACUUUUUGAGUCUAUCACCUUCGGUUUCUACUGUAAUGUCGACAUCAGAACUCUUUACGCCUACUACUGUUUUCUCCCUAUUGGGCGUUGUCGCUAUUCUGGCCGCAAGCUAUGCUGCUUCAACACUCCUUCUGCCUAAAUCCGCUCGAACCGUGGAUCGCUAUAUAUUCAUAUGGUUGGCUUUCGACGCGCUAAUUCACUUCAUUUUCGAAGGAAGUUUCCUUUACUACAGUACCUUUGGCAGAACUGUCUUCCGAGGAUCUGGCCCCUUUGCUGAACUAUGGAAGGAGUAUGCCAAAGCUGACGUCCGUUGGGGUAUGGCUGACCCAACUGUUGUUUCGCUCGAAUUACUGACUGUGUUUGGAGCUGGUCCGUUGUGCGUUUUCUUGAUGUAUCAGAUUGUACGAAAUGAUCCCGCGCGCUACUACAACUACAUCGUUUUGUCGGUUGCUGAAAUCUAUGGAGGAUGGAUGACUUUCUGCCCUGAGUGGCUAACGGGAAGUGUUUUUCUGAGCACCAAUAACUGGUUACACCACUGGCUUUACCUUUGGUUUUUCAACGGUAUUUGGGUUGUUAUUCCCGGAUAUCUUCUCUACCAUGCUUACGAAGAGAUCGUGUAUCCUCUACGCCUUGUUCAAACCUUGGCAAACGAUGAACCCAAGGAGGAAACCAAGAAGGACUAAGCGUUAAUGCCAAGAGUUGGCUGUAUUUGACAGAAUGUUUAUUAUGCUGUUAUAAAAUAUAAUAUAUCGUCUUCAACACCCUAUGCUUCGGAUAACUUAUGAUACAAUUUUUGGUGAUAAAAUCAAUAGCUGUUGGUACAUUGGCGUCAUUAUGUCUUUGAUGUUGUGCUGCUUCUCCUUCUCUGCAUUAUUUCUUUUAACACUUCGUCUUCCCACUCCUCCUUUGGUAUACCUUUGCCGAGAUAUUGCUCCACUCUAACAUGAUUCGGUUCUUGGUCAUAUUGCAGAGCAGCCCAAUCUGAUUCGAAUGUAUUCGCUGCCGAGCUGUCACAUGAGGUUAGGAAACUGGAUACACCUUGCUACGAG
Umbelopsis ramanniana AG is the source of this 1069-nucleotide messenger RNA. RefSeq lists its product as uncharacterized. Gene Ontology annotation, cellular component: endoplasmic reticulum; membrane. Gene Ontology annotation, biological process: sterol metabolic process. The record is from RefSeq and is a predicted model, not a curated record. Gene Ontology annotation, molecular function: cholestenol delta-isomerase activity. NCBI's taxonomy places the organism in Eukaryota, Fungi, Mucoromycota, Umbelopsidomycetes, Umbelopsidales, Umbelopsidaceae. Bases 56 to 703 code for a protein of 215 amino acids. The transcript is spliced from 4 exons.